UCCUGUGAUAUCUAGGACAAAGAGACAAGUGCCAGAGCUCAUCCAAUCUGGCAUUUCAUAUUUUAGAAAAAAAAACAUAACUGUGUCAGUGUGUUUCUAUAUGCAUGCAUUAAAGUAAAAGGCUGGCAUAUAGCUGUGGUCAGAAGUUUACACGCUGUCAUCAUGGGCAUGAAUAUCAUGGGGAUUUAGGGCUUUUAAUGAUUUCUUUGAGCUGUUCUUUUUACAGGGUGGAAUGACUGAGCCGCAUACAUCUUUAAUGACUUAAAAAGUAAGAACUGGGUGAACAAGCUUAUUUUUGAUUUUCUUAUAUUUGGUUAAAUUUCCCUUAGCAAAUUACAUCUUGGUCAUCUUGAUUGCUUUUGGUAACCAUCAAAAACUUCUACCGUUCUAUGGCUGGACAUUUGACUGCUUUUCUUAUCAGAAUUGGUAGAAUUAAUUUAAAUUUGUUUGGUUUGCUAGGAAAGACUCAAAUUUUAACCAUAGUCCACAAAAUUUUAACAGGGUUAGAGGAGGUCAGCGCUGUGGAAAGGCCAUUCCAAAAGUUCUUUUGAUCAUUGUCCUGCUGGAACCCCCGAAUAUGUCCAAGUUUCAGCCUUUUGGAUGUUGAAUUUGGAGGUAGUCCUUCUUCCAAUUCUUCAUUAUUCCAUCCACUUAGUACAAUGUAUCACUACCACUGGCAGCAACGCUCCAGAGCAUUUUGCUAGCACCACUAUCCUUGACAGUUGGUACAAUGUUCUUAGGUUUUAAAGCCUCACGUUUACUCCUUCAAACAUACGUCUUGUUAUUGUGGCCAAACAGCUCAGUAUUUGUAUCAUCUGACCAUAAAAGUUUUCUCCAGAAGGCAUUUGGCUUGUGCAUGUGGGCUGCCGCAAAUUUCAGUCAAGCUUGAAGGUCUUGAUUUUGGAGCAGAGGCUUAUUUUUUAAGUGCCAACCUCCCAGUACAUGGUGAUGUAAAACUCACUGUGUCACUGUGAUACUGGUAUUCCUGCAGUUUUCAGUUCAUGGCAGGCUUGAGCCUUGCCGGUCCCUGAACAUCCUAACCAAUCUCCUCCCAACUGACGUUUACAGUUAAGGUCCUCUUUCAGACCUCGGAAAAAACCAACUCUACUCAAUCAUGAUCAAUAACUAUACAUUAAUAGACCUUGACCUUGAUAAGUUAAAAGACCCUGUAAAACAUUUAGCACAAAUUACUAAAGGAUUUAAGUGAGUGUAUGGAUAUAUUUGAGCCUGUAUGUUUACUUUUGAACCCAUGUGGAUUACAGAAAAUUCUGCCCACAAUGAGUGUAUUUAAAGUUAUGAUCACAACUGUUGUUUUUCAGUAAUUUCUCACUUCCCCAUCUGCAUCUGCAGAUAAGUACUAAUUUCCAGCAGUAGAACAAUGCAUGUGGGAGUAACUAAAAAUAGAAAAAAGGCAACAUACCAACCAAUAACUGGCUUAAAGAAAUAUUUUUAAGGGAUGAGUUUGCAUAUAUUUUCUGAUUAUCCCAAUAAAUCUAACAGAAGAUCUAAGGAUAAAUUUAUCCUACUGUUAAAUAAGUAUUGUAGUGUAGCAAAACGCCUGGUAGGUCCUCUGUGUUAUAGAGCUCCCCAUACCAUUGCAUUGCACAUGAACACCAGUAAUUAUUUUGACUUUUUAUCACCUGCCUCUGCAAAGCAAGAAAGUACUUAGUGUUUUAUUAAAAACCCAGAGUAUUGGUGUCAAAAUUUUCUGACUAAAUGCACGUGUGUAUCGUAGGCAGUAAGCAAUGAUGGCUCCUAGAAUAUCUAAUAUUACAUUACUGCAAACCUGACCUAGUUUAGUUGUAGUAACAGAGCUUCAGAGGCCAUUUUUGAUUGACUGAAUUAAUGAAGCAUCACCUUUUGAUGAUCUAUGAGCAGACUGGGAGACAACACAUUUGUGGUUAGGGUCAGGCAAUGAAAGCAAGUAAUAACAAUUAGGAAAAUAUUGUGAUUUUAAGAUUAAAAAACAAAUUGCUUCAUAAUUUACUGUCAGCUAUCUAACCAGCCUGAAUGUUACUAUAAAAAGCUUUCUUCUAAUUCUUGUGUUAAUGUAAGUAGAUUUUGCACUACAAGGCUUGAUAAUAUUAUCAAAAAAUAAACAUGUUAGUAGUUGUUGUUUAUCAUGAAACCUACAUACAUUAAUACCAUCCAUCCAUUUGGAUCCUAUCCCAGCUAUCAUAAUUGUACACAUGGCACAGGUUGGCAGUCUAUCACAGGGUUAACACAUAGAAAACAGACAGUCAUUCACUAUGGCCAACUAACCUAACAUGAAUGUCUUUGGACUGUAAAAACUCCACACAGUCAGCCAGUGGAUUCAAACCCAGGACCUUCUUGCUGUGAGGCAACAAAUCUAACCACUGCAUCACUCUGCUGCCCUUGACGAUAAUACAAUAUAAUGAUAAUAUAAUAUUUAAAGCAAACUAUGCAAACACAGACGGCAGUUAAUGUUGGCAUCAGUACAUGGGGCAGAAAAGAGAGAAAGAAAAAUAUAACAUCAUUGUCCUUGAAUGGUCUGUUUUUUAAAUGAUGUCAUUCCCUGUCUGGUGGUGCUCAUGUGUAAGCUGUAGCAUACACAAAAACACACAAAAUAACACAUGAAAAUCACAUUGCAGUGUCCCUCCUCUCUUUCUUUCUCUGCCUCUCUCUGUGUCUCUCUUGUCAUUCACAUUAGUCUCCAGUUCACUGCCCCCCUCAUCUCUCCACCUCUGAUUGGCUUUCACUCUGUUAUUCUUGCACUCUCACUUGCGUUCCCCCCACAUGCUGUUUCUUUCUUUCUCUCAUUCAUACAGCAUAUACCCCUUCCCUUUAUCUCGUUCUCCUCCUCCCUUUUCUCUCUCUCUCUCACUCUCUUUGGUGCCCCCCCCCCCUCCCCCUUUUGCUCUGUCGCUGUACACUUCCUGGCUUGGCACGAUACCCUUGAAAACAGCUCCACAAUCCUCUCUCCUUCCGAGAGGGAUGCUCGGCAGCCUGUUCCCCCUGUCUCCUCUCUCUCCCCGUCUCUCCUUUUUUUCCAACUUAAAUUCUCAUUUUCUUCAUCUGUAACACAGAUGACAUUUCCAAAUCCCUCUUCUCUCCCUUGCACACACUCCUGUAGGCAUGCUCACGUGUACAGACAUCAAAGAGAGAAUAUGUGUGUGUUUUUAACUGGCCAGAGGAAGCUGACAUGCCAGCGUGGAGUGUAAUCGCUGCUUCUUGACUGAGCGCGAGCCUGUGUGUGUGUGUGAGAGAGAGUUUAUUUCGGUGUGUGUACGUGUGGAGGCUCAGCUGCUCUCAUGUUCAUCUGCCAACACAGCCUCUGCCGCUACCAACAUGUUUCGACGCACAAAAAGUUGCAGAACCAGUAACCGGAAAAGCCUCAUCCUGACCAGUACCUCCCCCACCCUGCCACGACCGCACUCACCACUGCCCGGACACAUAGGAAGCAGUCCGUUGGACAGCCCGCGCAACUUCUCACCAAGCGGACCUGCCCACUUCUCCUUUGCCUCUUCUCGAAGGGCCGAUGGUCGCAGAUGGUCUUUGGCUUCUUUGCCUUCCUCAGGAUAUGGCACCAACACACCCAGCUCAACGUCAUCCAGCUCAUCCCAGGAGCGUCUGCACCAGCUGCCCUUCCAGCCAACCAUGGAUGAGCUGCACUUCCUGUCCAAGCACUUUGGCAGCACAGAGAGCAUCACAGACGACGACGGCGGGCGCCGCUCGCCGCACGUCCGUCCUCGCUCCCGAAGCCUCAGCCCGGGGCGCUCACCAUCCUGCUAUGACAAUGAAAUAGUGAUGAUGAACCAUGUCUACAAGGAGCGCUUCCCCAAGGCCACAGCUCAGAUGGAAGAGAGGUUGGCAGACUUCAUCCAGAACUACUCCCCAGAGAGUGUUCUGCCACUGGCUGACGGGGUUCUCAGCUUCAUCCACCACCAGAUAACCGAGCUAGCCAGAGACUGCCUGACCAAAUCACGCGAGGGCGUCAUUACCAGCGUUUACUUCUGUGAACUGCAGGAGAAUCUGGAGAAGAUGCUGCACGACGUCUACAAGCGCUCGGAGAGCUCGGAGCUCACCUUCGUCAUCGAGCUUGUCAAAAAGCUCUUCAUCAUCAUAUCUCGUCCUGCCAGGCUGCUGGAGUGCUUGGAGUUCAACCCAGAAGAGUUUUAUCACUUACUCGAAGCAGCAGAGGACCACGCCAAGGAGGGACAACUGAUGAAGGCAGACAUCCCUCGAUAUAUUAUCAGUCAGUUGGGACUGACCAGGGAUCCACUGGAGGAAAUCGUGGGCUUUGACAGCUACGACAGUGAGGGUCCGCACACUCCAGAGACCGAUGACUCAGCAGAGGGAAAAGGGAGAGCCAUCAAGCCACCAACUGAGGAAGACUUUCAGACCAUAAAACUGAUCAGCAAUGGAGCCUAUGGCGCCGUCUACCUGGUGCGACACAGGGAGACACGUCAGCGUUUCGCCAUGAAGAAGAUCAACAAGCAGAAUCUGAUCCUGAGGAACCAGAUCCAGCAGGCGUUUGUGGAGAGGGACAUACUCACAUUUGCGGAGAACCCCUUCGUCGUCUCCAUGUUCUGCUCCUUCGAAACGCGACGACACCUCUGCAUGGUCAUGGAGUACGUUGAAGGUGGGGACUGUGCCACUUUGCUGAAGAACAUCGGGGCUCUGCCUGUUGAGCUUGCGAGGAUGUACUUUGCUGAAACUGUAUUAGCCCUGGAGUAUCUGCACAACUAUGGGAUCGUCCACAGAGACCUCAAACCCGACAAUCUCCUGAUUACCUCCAUGGGCCACAUUAAGCUGACUGACUUUGGCUUGUCGAAGAUGGGCCUAAUGAGCCUCACCACCAACCUGUAUGAGGGACACAUUGAGAAAGAUGCCAGGGAGUUUCUGGACAAGCAGGUUUGCGGUACUCCAGAGUACAUCGCUCCAGAAGUGAUUCUCCGCCAAGGCUACGGGAAGCCGGUGGAUUGGUGGGCCAUGGGGAUCAUCCUCUAUGAGUUCUUAGUGGGUUGUGUGCCUUUCUUUGGAGACACUCCUGAGGAGCUGUUUGGACAGGUCAUCACAGAUGACAUAGUUUGGCCAGAUGGUGAUGAGGCCCUGCCUGCAGAUGCCCAAUCCCUCAUCUCUGCCCUGUUACAGACCAACCCUCUGGUCAGGCUCGGUACAGGGGGCGCAUUUGAGGUAAAGCAGCACUCCUUCUUCAGUGAGCUGGACUGGAACAGUUUGCUGAGACAGAAGGCAGAGUUCAUCCCUCACCUGGAGUCAGAGGAGGACACAAGCUACUUUGAUACUCGCUCCGAUCGUUAUCACCACAUCAAUACGUACGACGAGGAUGACACCAAUGACGAUGAGCCAGUGGAGAUCAGACAGUUCUCAUCCUGCUCUCCUCGCUUCAGCAAGGUGUACAGCAGCAUGGAGCAUCUUUCUCAGCUGGAACAGAAAGCUACGUGCUCCGUGUCCCGUCGGGAACACAAGGGCCCACGGGAGGACAAGGUAACGAAGAGAGAGAGCAUGGGCAGCUUCAGCAUGAGGGACAAGAGCUGGAGGACUGGAUCCCCUGAGAUGAAGCGCCUGUCCUGUUCAGAGUCCCUCUACACAGAAGGCGAUGCGAGCCCUCCUCUUGGUGCCCGACGACGCUUCUCAGCUCUGAUGGACACGCAUCGUUUUGCCUCACCUCUAGAGGGCGAGUCCGAAUUCCUGUCCCGCCAGAACUACAUGAAGGUCCGUGGCACUUCGCUGGACGGGACUACUGUCCCCUCACCGAGCCUGCUGGAGCAAAGGAACAGUCUGAAGGAGAUCAAUGGGGCAGACAAAUCUCCAAGGCCAGGAGAGACACCGGGCAUUACCACAGCCAUCACCACAUUAUCCCCAGGUCCUGCAGCAACCGGCCGGGAUGUGAUGACUCCUCUGUAUGACCCUCUGGGGCCACGAGCAACAAAUGACUUGGUCCUCCGGAGGGCACGCCAUCAGCAUUUGUCUGGUGAGGGAGAGAAGCGAAACUCCAGAGCAGGCAACAAGGUCAUUAAAUCAGCCUCUGCCACGGCCCUGUCUGUUAUCAUACCGUCAGUGGAGCAGCAUGGCGGCUUCUCCCCGCUGGCCAGUCCCAUGUCGCCCCACUCUUUCUCCUCCAACCCUUCGUCACGCGACUCUUCACCCAGCAGAGACUUUUUCCCAGCAGUCAGUGUGCUGCGCUCCCCCAUUACCAUCCACCGCUCCGGAAAGAAAUAUGGCUUUACUCUCAGAGCCAUCAGAGUCUACAUUGGAGACAGUGAUAUCUACAGCGUACAUCACAUUGUUUGGCAUGUGGAGGACGGUGGCCCCGCCCAGGAAGCUGGCCUUUGUGCUGGUGACCUCAUCACUCAUGUCAACGGGGAGCCCGUCCACGGUCUGGUCCACACUGAAGUAGUGGAGCUCAUCCUCAAGAGUGGCAACAAGGUGACGGUGACAACCACACCUUUUGAGAACACCUCCAUUAAAGUGGGCCCUGCUCGUAAGGCCAGCUACAAGUGCAAGAUGGCCCGGCGAAACAAGAGGACGAUGGGCAAAGACAGCCAGGACAAUAAGAAGCGUAGCUCCUUGUUCCGCAAGAUCACAAAACAGUCCAAUCUCCUGCACACCAGCCGCAGCUUGUCCUCCCUGAAUCGCUCUCUGUCCUCCAGUGAGAGUCUUCCCGGCUCCCCAACUCACAGCCUGUCUGCACGGUCUCCAACUCAGGGCUAUCGCUCCACCCCUGAGCCCUCAUACUUGGGUGCGUCCUCUCAGAGCAGCUCUGCAGCAUCCAGCACUCCAAACUCCCCGGCUCCCUCACAGCACAUGAGACCCAGCUCCCUGCACGGCCUCUCCCCGAAACUCCAUCGCCAGUAUCGGUCUGCCCGUUGUAAGUCUGCCGGUAAUAUUCCACUGUCCCCGUUGGCUCACACGCCCUCCCCCACCCAGUCUUCACCUCCACCUUUACCAGGUCACACUGUAGGGAGCUCCAACACAACCCAGUCUUUCCCUGCCAAGCUCCACUCUUCCCCACCGGUGGUACGUCCCAGGCCCAAGAGUGCCGAGCCUCCGCGAUCACCUCUCCUCAAACGCGUGCAGUCAGCAGAGAAGCUCGGCUCGCCUCUAACCCAGUCAAGCUCUACAGGAGGGCUGGGGGGUCCACUGAGGAAACACAGCCUUGAGGUGCAGCACUCUGAGUACCGCAAGGACGCCUUCCUCUGCGAGCUUGGGCUCCAGAGCCUGCUGGAGACAGAAGGGGAAAAUUUGCCUCCUAAUCCUCCCCCUCUACCCUCAUCCUCAACUUCCCCAGAGACUGGUGUGCUGAAGCCAGCGAGGAGACUAGGGAGACAGGAGUCACCACUGAGCAGGGAAACACUACUGGCUGGAAGGGAGAGGGAAGAGAAAGAGAGAGGAGUGGAGAGGGAGAAGGAGGCUGGGACAGGAUCGCAGUCAUCCUUAGGAAGAAAACCUCAUGCAAGUGAGCAGCCUUUGAACUCACAAAGCUCUGUACUAAGUGCAGGAACUACUAAAGCUAUAACCCCUAGCACGCCUACCAAAACAACAGGGGGUUUAAGUGCUCACAAGGGGCCUGAGAAGUUCACCCAGAGUCAGGCGGACAUGUCUCCAAAACAGCUAGACUCCAAGAUAGCCAAAAGUCUGUUUUCUAACAGUAAACAUCCACAGGAGCAGCAGCUAGGGGGCAGACCUGAAUCAAAGCAGGAAGGAGACAACAAGAGCCGGUGUGGUCUUCCUGGAGCUGCCUACAGCAAAAGCUCUGUUUCUGCUCCAGAUAAGUCCGCUGGCAUCAUCACAACAGUGACAGGAGGUCCUCUGAGCAAAACCUUUAAACCAUCAGGAGUUGGAGACGCCCUGAGAAAGAUGGGGACUGACAGCAGUGACACAAGGACACCAGACCUUGGCUCCAAAAGCCCCAAACUACCAGCUCGGGUCCUCCCUCCUGUCGUUCCCCCGCAUGGGCAGGCGCUGUCACUGGCCAAAGUAAGGCAGGGACUCGGGGCUGUCAACUGCUACCGGGGAUCACUCGACUGGGAGGACAAAUGUCGUCUGGAGGUGGUGGAGGAGCACUCACCCUCUCCUUCUCCCUCCCCAACCGCGGUAACCCCCUCCCUCUGUGGACCUUCCCUCUGUAAGUCACGGCCUGUCUCCCCUGGUGACAAGACAAGCUUCGUCAGCCAGCUGACCACUGUGGCCAAAAACGUCCUCGGGCCGAUCAAGCUCGGCUCUCAAGAGGGGGCCAAGAGCAAAGAGCAGCAGUCUAAAGCAGCAGAGGAAAAACAGGGAGGCACAGUGGGAAAGUCUGACUCUCCAGCUGGAGGUCGAGUGGUUGUUGGGGCUGCAGUGGUGACCCAGAGUCCUGCUGGUUCACCGCUAGAGAAGGCAACAGGUAGCAGCCUGCCGAAAAUGUGACCUCAUGGAGUCCCUAAAUGGGACUUUAGUAAAAAGAAAAAAAAAGAAGAUGCCUUUUUUGGACAAUGCAACAGAAGACUAGCACUUAAAACCAAUGUACAUUCCAGUUUAAGAGUAUAAAAUGUUAUUUAUUGAUUCCAAUCACUGACUGAAUCUAACCUAAAACCAGGAGUAAAAGAUCUACUGUAAAGGUGCAUUAACUGUUGAUUUUCUAUUAUAAAUACUUUAAUAAGAGGACUCUAAAUGUAACGUGAAACACUUUAUCAGAUGUAUAUGUGAGUCUGUGUGAAUGCAUGUCACAUGGUUUGUACUGUACAUGUGUAAUAGGUACAAGAUGGUCAAAAAGUGCUUUACAGAUCAAAACAUGCUGAAUACUGUGAAUACCAAAUCCAGUCACUCUAUUUUUUCUUUCAGCCAGCCCUUUUUUUGUUUUGGGUUUUUUUUUAUUUUGUUUUUUUUUUUUACUGCUCGUCAACCAAAGCAGUGAAACAGUCAAAUCAAAGUUGACACAUCAAACAGUUACUGAGUAAGAAGAUAAUUGAGCUCUUUAUUCAUCAUCCAGCAGUUUACUUUCCUGAGUUAAACGGUCAGACGAAGCCAAAGCAGGCACUCUGUCAGUGGACGUCACAGCGAGCACAGUCUCGCAAUCUCUGUCGUAGGGGAUUUUGUGUGUGUGCGUUUAGCUACCCUGGGACAAUUUCUGGUGGUUCUUGAAGGCCACAGAGGAAAGCAAGAAUGUCAGACCUCGGCGCUUAUCUCUCCUUCGCAGGAUGGGCUACCGCAGCCCUUUUCUUCACUCCAUCUCUGGCUGCUGCCACAUUCGCAAACACACACUCGCACAUCGCCACAGGAAGCAGCCGUGUCAGCAGCUGAUUUUCAUGCAUUUAAAUCCAUACGCCUGUGGUCACACGAAUUAGGACACAAGUGUGUUUAUGAGUGGAUUAAGAAGCGUGUGACCAUGUUUGUGUCUGUUCAAAGACUCGGCAGACUCAGCGAGGGUCAUUGGCAUGAAAAUUCUCCUCAAAAUGAGCAGUCAGGAUCCAGUAACAGUUAAAGUAUUAUUUUAUUUUUUAAGCAGGAAGGAAAUCCUUCCCCAACAAAUCAAACCGGCACAGUGAAGGUUGCUUGGGAGACUAUAGCAUGUUAAGGCAUAGAAAAAUGUAUUAUGCACAUAUGCAGUGAACCCCGUGUGUUGUUUUCAGUCAAAUCUGAAAAAGCAGGCAGUCAUGGAUGUAGCAUACUAUAAUCUACUUGUUAAAGGGCUCUAUAGCAAAAGUAGGGUUUGUGCAUACAUGGAAUAUCACAUCGAGCCCGUUCUCUUUAAACCAGGCUAUCUACAGUGUAAUCAGAAUGACUUUGUAUUUAGGUACUUACAAGUUAGCUUGUCCAGACUGAUUAAUAUAAUCCUCACAUUUUGCUGUGCAACAUACAGAUAAAAGUGUUUGUCAGUGAUCUCAGCAGGAAUGCUGGGAAAUGUUCACAGGAGACACACACACACAAAAACAUGUUCCUCUCUCAUUGGUCAUAGUCACUUUCUUGUAAUUCAUGACUAUCCAGUGUACAUAAUCUUAUGCAAAUCCAUGUGUGAGAGUAGGUGGCUAAACAGAUUAAUCCAGAUGUGAUUGUUAAUUGUCACUUUCUGCCAGUGAUUUGGUUUUUUGUAGAUAUUCAAGGUUCUAAAAACGUAAAAGGGAAACUGAUUCAGCCAACAACAGCAUGUAAAUCUGACACCAAGGCAGAAGUUCACGGACUAAAAUGUACUUUUACCUCCAAACCUCAAACAAGUGGUUCAAUCUGCACAACAUAUCUAGUGAAAGUUUGUCUCGGUCACUUCCGACUGGGUGUACAGUUUAACGAAGAGCAGCCGCUUGUUGCUUUACAUUGUUGUAUCUGCCUGGAAAUCCGCAACAAUGAGCUUAAGACUGCAUAGAUUUACAAACCAGGAGGCUGAUCUCUGCUGUGUUGGCACUCUACAGUUUUUUCACAUAACCAUUCAUGAAUAUGAAAACAUAUCCCAUGCCUUACGUGCUUGGCAGGGAUUUCUUUUCCCAUUUGACACACUACUCUACUGCCCUCCAGUGGUUAGCAUCAAUAUCAAAUAUUUGAAAUAUCAUAAUCUAUUGGAGUGAGUGUUUCGUUGAUGAAGUGCAGAGCACGGAUUUGAUGGUUGUUGUUAGCCAUACGGUUACCAAAUAUGCAUUUAAAGUUCUAAUGACAAAAUAUUUGCAGUAACUAUAAAAUGAACACUUGAAACAUGAAUUAUUAAUUUUCCGUUGUGACUGUUAAUUAUAUCUUUGUGAAUAGUUAAGUUUUUAAAUAUACUGUCUUAUAUUCACAGCAAGGAGUUCUUUUAUACCUUGAUGUAAUAAAGGAGUCAUCAGGUCAUCUCAAAUCACCCGAUUAAGAAAACAAACUCCUGCAGUUAUUGUAUCAAAAUUCAGGCCUUUUGCUGAUCAGUGGUGUCUAUAAUACAUGUUUUAAAAUGUCUUUUUCUUUCCGUGGUUGACAGAGAGAGUAGUAGAAAUGCACUUUAUUUGAAAGAAAAAAAUCUUGAGUUGAUGAUAUUGUUUGUAAGUUACUAUCCUGUAUACAAUGUGGAUUCUACAAAUGAACACAAAAGUCUGAUAAGUAUAAAAACAUUCCACAUUUCUCUGUUCACUCGAAGUGUAUUUAGUUGUACCACUGCGGCAUUUUUGUUUGUGAUAGGUGUGACCUAAAUGCAGACACCUGAAGUGCAGUACGUGGAAUAAAAUUCAGUUUUUGUUCCAAACCUUG
Haplochromis burtoni (Burton's mouthbrooder) is the source of this 11166-nucleotide messenger RNA. Its product is annotated as microtubule-associated serine/threonine-protein kinase 1. Gene Ontology annotation, molecular function: protein binding; protein serine/threonine kinase activity; magnesium ion binding. The record is from RefSeq and is a predicted model, not a curated record. The transcript is spliced from 26 exons. Bases 3310 to 8391 code for a protein of 1693 amino acids. Lineage: Eukaryota; Metazoa; Chordata; Actinopteri; Cichliformes; Cichlidae. Gene Ontology annotation, biological process: intracellular signal transduction; peptidyl-serine phosphorylation.